Molecule: messenger RNA, 2685 nt
Organism: Somion occarium
Lineage: Eukaryota; Fungi; Basidiomycota; Agaricomycetes; Polyporales; Cerrenaceae
Source: the annotation of a GenBank genome assembly
UACCUGGUCGGCGGUUCGCCCUUCACCUCGCCUUGCAACACGUCCGUAAAAGGGGACAAGUCUCCACUCCACUACAUCUCAUCGCACAGUCCUAGAAACUACCCUACUGUACCAUAUUAUAUGGAUAUCAUAUAGCAUGUUGGCGGAGCGUAAUGUAACGGUAAUCAUUUAUGUGUGGGCUCACGAUCACAGCGAAUCAUUGUGCUGCUCCACGCUCUGUCCAAUCAUUUUGAUCCUCGAAUGCUAAUCAUAUCGGAGGCCUGGCAACGACUGGCAGAAUAUCACACCGUAUUCCCGGUUGACGGUCGUGGUAAAGUCUAUGCAUAGGUACAUUCAGUACAGGAUCCUGCAUGGCCUAGUAUGGCUUGGCUGUACAUGUUGGGUUCCUGCCGGGCUGCGGGAGACUAGCCUACAGCACAUCAACCAGAGUACCAGCAAUCCUCUCAAUCAUGUCCGUGAAGGCAGAAGUAGUUGCGAACGAGGCUCGGGAUGCUGCUCCUAGGGAGGUAAUUGAAGGAUCCGGGAGUCACCCACAGGCGGCACCUAUGCGACCCAAACACAAUCCUACAGGCCUUUCACCAGACCAGGUGUUGCAAAGUGACCGUUUUCGGACUGGCGCCCAGGACGGCUGGUCCAAGAUUUCCAAGUUGCUCCAACAGCACGACGAACGUAAGAUACAGAACUGCAAAGAGGAUAUUGAUACCCUUCUAGUAUUUGCAGGAUUAUUCUCCGCAGUUUUAACGGCCUUCGUUACAGAAUCAUAUACAACCUUACAAGAUGACCCAGCAGAAGCUUCAACUCGCAUUCUCUUGCACAUAUCACAUCAGAUCGGAAACUUCAUGCUGACUGCGUCAUCCGUCAAUUCGACUGCGCCGUCCAUUACAAUGCUGCCAUUCAAAGCAACGUCAUCGGCUCUGUGGAUUAAUGGCUUCUGGUUCUCAAGUCUCACUUGCAGUCUAGUCACUGCUUCGCUAGGAAUACUAGUGAAACAGUGGCUACGUGAGUAUAUGACCCAUGACAGUCUUUCACCACGAGCUCAAUUCCGAGUUCGAAACUUCCGAUAUACUGGCUUACUUCAAGGGCGCGUUUUCGAGCUCGCUGCUCUCCUACCCAUGCUCUUGCAGUGCGCCUUACUCCUAUUCUUUAUCGGCCUCAGCGAGUUUCUGCGUAAUAUCGCACCUGCCAUAGGAUGGGUUGUAACCGCUCUCAUUGCAUGUUGGCUGUCCUUCUUCAUCGCCACUACGGUUGCGCCAAUGUGUUGGUCUCAAUGCCCUUACAGGACUCCUCUAUUUACAGGCAUUUUGCAGUCGGCGCGAUCCACGCUUUACAUAGUUUGGAACUGGCUUCGCCUUUGGGGCUUUACGGUCAGAAGGCGUUUAGGCACCGUAGCCUUUAUGUUGCCAAGAAUGCCCGAUGUGGCCCUCCUACCAACCCUAGCAGCAAGGCACUUCCGAGUGCUCCUAUCAUCUAUUACGGGUGCCUUCGAAUGGUGGUACUUCUACUAUGUGGAGCAGAACAUCGCGACCGUCAAGCCCACCGAAGAGAGUCAAAUUCGUGCUGAUAGCUACCACGAUAUUGAUUUUCUCGUGGCAGCGGACGAUAUGUUCCAGGACGAUGAACUUCUUCAGCCUCUCGGAGAAUGCCUCCUCGACGUAGAUUUCCCAGAAGCACUGCAUUGCAUUCGUAAAAUAAUCAAACACCGUCGAAAUGUGCCGGCCGAGCCCACAAUCCUCAAGUCGUUCGUAUGGAUAAGCCCAUCCGCAACCCGGCUGCGAACCAUGGUGGUGAAUGUGCUUAACCACCAGGUUGACAUGAUGCUCGCGCAUGGGGAUGGUCAGAUAAUUAGGUGGUCCAAACAAAUGCAUGAAGGACUCAUGUUUGUCCUGACAUGUCCUGGUCCUCAUCCGGAAAACGAAGUCAGAGCAUUCAUCCAUCGCAUGGUUUCAUUAGGAAAGGUAUCGGCUGGAGCCGUUUUAAUCGCUCUCUGCAGCUGCUACCGAUACCCCGUAUUUGAGUUUGGAUUCCAGCACCCUAAUACGACUUAUAUCGAGCAUGUCCUUUCAGCUGGACGAGAAUUGAUUGGAUAUACUGCAAGUGGUGCUCCAAAGUCCACCCACUACGGUGACACGGUGUUGCUGGGUCCAGCAGACACCGUUAGGCUCUGCCACCAUUUAUUAUGCUUCGUCGUCCAUUGUCCACCUGUUGCUCUUGACGAUCAUUGCGGCAUUUUUAUGCAGGUCCAGUCAGAUAUUGAAUCUGCUUUACGAGCGUAUUUUUCUUGCGAAGGUCCCUUCAUCGAUGCUAUCGAGAUUGUCAGCUCGGCAAAAUUGUGUCUGGUAGACCUCCGUGUCCGCGUCCCGCAUUUAGUCAGACAAAGUUUGUUGGAGGUACUCUCUUUGUUUUUACCAGAGGAUAUGCGUGGAACACCCGGAGAUGGUACAAACGCGAGAGGGAACAUUGUGAUAAAGGCUGGAGAGAAUCCUGUCUCUGCCGGAGAAUUACGUCUUCCCCAGAUCCAAUAGAUUUCUCAUUAAUUGCAUAAGCUCGGAAGACUUGAACCUUAAUAAAAUAGCUUCGCUUCAAAUUUUUUGGGUAGUUUCUCAGCGGAGAUACAUGAAUUGAUUCCAUCUUUCCUUGCCUUCGUAGACGGUGAAUUUCAUUUCGUUCGGUAGUUGAAUUCUUUUU